AUGGACUGGCCAAUCAUUGGCAAGUGCCGCAACCGAUUAUGGUUAGUUGUCUUGGCCUCUUUUCUUCUGUGGCUCGUAUUGUUUUGCUUCUAUUAUUCGGCUCCUAUGGUUGGUGAUAACUUUGUCAAAUCUGUCAAUUUUGGAGACUCUAAUUCUGUAUUUUCGCCUGGGAAUUCCAAUGAAAGCAUUAACGAAUUGCUUGGUACAAAUUUUAUUAGCGAAGAAACUGAUUUUGUAAAGCCUGCAAAAGACAAGGAUGCAGCAAAAAAUUCGUACAACCCGUUUACCAAUUUUUCAGCCGGGGAUUAUGGGCUUGAAAAUUUUGAUCAUAUAGUGACAAAAGUGUACCCCAACAAUCAAACACACAUUGCACAGAACGAAGUGGAUCAGUCUGUUAAUGGGGUUUCUAGUUUAGAGAAUGCAGAAGAACCAGAUCAGAAGAGGUUUAAACCCGAUGAGAAAAUCUCCAAAGAUUCCUGUUCGGGUAGAUACAUUUAUGUCCAUCAUCUUCCUCGCGGGUUCAACGAAGACAUGCUCAGGCAUUGCCGGUCACUUAGUAAUUGGACAAAUAUGUGUCUUUUUACGGCAAACAUGGGGCUUGGUCCCUCUCUUGCAGAUUCUGAGAGGGUAUUCUCAAAGACAAGUUGGUUUGCGACAAACCAAUUCUUGCUGGAAGUCAUCUUCCACAACAGAAUGAAACAGUACAAGUGUCUGACAAAUGACUCAUCAAUGGCUUCAGCAAUCUUUGUACCGUAUUAUGCCGGCCUCGACGUUUCUCGCUUCCUCUGGUAUUCAAACACAUCGAUGAGAGAUGCUGCUUCCCUUGAUCUUGUCAAGUGGCUCAGAAGAAAGCCAGAGUGGAAGAAAAUGUGGGGCAGAGAUCAUUUCAUGGUUGCCGGAAGAAUUACAUGGGAUUUUAGGAGAGUAAGUGAGAAGGAUUCUGAUUGGGGUAAUAAGCUAAUGCUCUUGCCGGCGUCGAGGAAUAUGACGAUGUUGGUGAUUGAAUCAAGCCCUUGGGACAACAACGACUUCGCCAUUCCUUAUCCGACAUACUUCCACCCUUCAAGCGACAAUGAAGUUUUCCGGUGGCAGAGCAGAAUGAGGAGGCAGAAAAGGCGGUAUUUCUUCUCUUUCGCCGGCGCCCCAAGACCCAAUCUUCGAGAUUCUAUUCGUACUGAGAUUAUCGAACAGUGCCGGGCUUCUGCAGGGAGGAAAUGUAGGCUGCUGGAAUGCAGAGACCGCGCAAACAAGUGCUACAAUCCAUCUCACUUGAUGAAAAUGUUCCAAUCUUCUGUGUUCUGCUUGCAGCCUCCAGGGGAUUCAUUCACCAGGCGCUCUGCUUUUGACUCGAUUUUGGCAGGUUGUAUCCCAGUUUUCUUUCAUCCGGGGUCAGCUUAUGUUCAAUAUCUAUGGCAUUUACCCAAAGAUUAUACCAAAUAUUCUGUGUUUAUACCAGCAAACGAUGUCAAAAGUGGGAAAGUCAGCAUCCAAAAGAUACUACUUCGGAUUCCCAAAGAGAAGGUGCGGGCUAUGAGAGAGGAAGUCAUACGGCUGAUUCCAAGAGUAAUCUAUGCACACCCAAGAUCAAGAUUGGAGACCCUUGAAGAUGCUUUUGAUAUUACCGUUAAGGGUGUUCUUGAAAGAGUAGAGAGAAUUAGGAGGGAGAUGAGAGAGGGGAAGAAUACUAGUUAUGCUUUUGCAGAGGAAUUUAGUUGGAAGUAUAAUUUGGUUGGGACGACGGUUGGGGAGCAUGAAUGGGAUCCUCUCUUUGCCAGACUGUAGAACAUAAAUCCACAUUUUUAGAGUACAAAAAACAGGGGAGCACAGACCUAAGAGAAUGGCAAAUUUGGUUUUGUUUGUUGUUGUAUUUGGGCAAGAAUUUUAUCUUUUUAGUUUAGAAAACAAACAAAAAAAAGUGUUUUUACAUCAAGUUUGAGAAGUAUUUUUGAUGUAUGGUGAACUCCAAAGGUCCUUGAUUUAUAGU
Messenger RNA from Corylus avellana, 1984 nucleotides. Lineage: Eukaryota; Viridiplantae; Streptophyta; Magnoliopsida; Fagales; Betulaceae. The record is from RefSeq and is a predicted model, not a curated record.